AUGUCAUCCAGAGUGAACCCUAACACUGAAAAGAAUGAACGUAACAAGAAAGGACUUGAAAAAUAUUAUACAAAACCGAGAGACGCUGGAGCUUUCUACGGACCAAAGAAGUUUCACGACGCUCUGAAGAGACGUGGUUUACAAACGUACAAGUUAAAAGCGGUAACACAGUGGUUGAACGACGAAGAUGCGUACAGUCUUCACAAACCAGUGAACCGUUCAUUCAAGCGUCUCCGAGUACGGGUUAACAAAAAAGAUGAGGUGUUUGACAUGGAUUUAAUGGACGUCAGCCGCCAUUCAAAAGUCAACGAUGGAGUUAGGUACUUGCUUAUAGCUAAUGACAUUCUUUCGAGAUACCUGUGGGCCAUACCCCUUGUAAACAAGAAACUGGAGACGGUGUUAGGAGGCUUCAAAACAAUUUUAAAAGACGAACGUAUACCCAAGAAAGUCCGGGUAGACAAAGGUACAGAGUUCGCAGGUGCAUUCAAGCAGUUUCUAUCAAAAGAAAACAUUAAACUGAUUGUCACGCAGAAUGAAGAUAUCAAAAGUAAUUUCGCAGAAAGAAGUAUUAGGACGCUGCGGGGCCUUAUCGCGCGUUUUACGACUUACAACAAUACACAAAAAUACAUAGACGUUUUAGCAGAUCUAGUACACAAUUAUAACAAUACAGUUCACUCGUCCCUGGGACUGUGGGCACCAGUUUGA
Gigantopelta aegis is the source of this 705-nucleotide messenger RNA. RefSeq lists its product as uncharacterized. Bases 1 to 705 code for a protein of 234 amino acids. NCBI's taxonomy places the organism in Eukaryota, Metazoa, Mollusca, Gastropoda, Neomphalida, Peltospiridae. Gene Ontology annotation, molecular function: nucleic acid binding. Gene Ontology annotation, biological process: DNA integration. The transcript has a single exon. The record is from RefSeq and is a predicted model, not a curated record.